AGCCCCAAACCACCACCCCCUCCUUCUCGGCCACAUUUGAGCCUCACACCCCCCUCUCAUCCCCUGGACAUACACACUCAGACUCACAGCUGAGUGGGAGUGGAAUUUAUGCGUCUUAUACAGAUUCUGCAGGCUUCUCUGUGUUUGUGAAUGACUGGGUCGGACUGUGUGUGAGUGUGUGUGAGUAUGUUUGUGUGGGGGUAUUGAAGUGGGUCGUACAGGACAACUGGAGGAGCGAAAGCCAAACCUAGCAGAGGGGAGAUGAUCCAAGCUUGCACACCUCAGCACCCAGCAUGAUGCUUUCUCUGCAUCCGCCUCCAGUUCAAGCACAAAGCAUCUCAAGGAACAACAGGAUGGGAGGCGACUGAGGCAUCUUCUGCAUACCAUCACUCCACUCCGCCAGCUGUCCAUCAUGCAAGGCUUGGGGCUUUUUCAAGGACCUGCGUGGGAUUUUUAGACCUUUUUAGUUUUUUUUUUACAUUGUUAUAUCCUUCCAGUCGAUACCUGUGUGCUUCAGGUUCGAGCAGACUUCGGAGGACCAGCGGUGUGGGGAGAAUGCAGGACCAUGGAGGAGAGAGACAGGUCGCCGGCAGUCUGCCGCACAGCGUUAAGGCCAGCCUGUCCCUUUCUCCAACUGGGCCAGGACGGGUGGGCAGCGGCGGUGGCUCUCCCACGUCCAAAACGGCCCCCUGCAGUGGAGGUGUGCCCGUGGAGGACAUGCAAGCCCUGGCCAUCACCUCACUCUCUGCAGCCGAUGUAGCCAAACAGUUUGAGCAUAUCCGCGAGCUGGGGAAGGGCACCUAUGGCAAGGUGGACCUGGUGGCUCACAGAACGCAGGGUACCAAGAUGGCGCUGAAAUUUGUCACAAAAAACAAGACAAAGCUGAAGAGUUUCCUGCGGGAAUUCAGUCUAACGGGCUCGCUUAGUUCCAGCCCGUUUAUCAUCAAAGUCCUGGACGUGCUUUUCGAGACGGAGGACAGCUAUGUAUUUGGACAAGAGUAUGCCCCCGCCGGGGACCUUUUCGACAUCAUUCCCCCACAGGUGGGUCUGCCAGAGGAAAUGGUGAAACGCUGCAUGCAACAACUUGGUUUGGCCCUGGAUUUCAUGCACAGUAAAAACUUGGUGCACCGCGACGUCAAACCAGAAAACGUGCUGCUGUUUGACCGAGAGUGUCGCCGCAUCAAGCUGGCCGACUUCGGCAUGACCCGCCGAGUGGGCUCCCGCGUGAAAAGGGUGAGCGGCACCAUUCCCUACACGGCGCCCGAGGUGUGCCGCGCCAGCCGCACCGAGGGCUUCCUGGUGACCACCAGUCUAGACGUGUGGGCUUUCGGCGUACUGGUCUUCUGUAUGCUGACGGGCAACUUCCCCUGGGAGGCGGCACUCCCGGCCGACACGUUCUAUGAGGAGUUCAGGCGUUGGCAGAAAGCGGGGUGCCCGGUGGGGACGUACCCGUCGCAGUGGCGCCGCUUUACCGACGACGCCCUGCGCAUGUUUCAGAGGCUCCUCGCUGCCGAGCCAGAAAAGCGUUGCGGUGUCAAAGACGUCUUCUGUUUUGUCAAAUACGAGCUGGUGAGCGAGCUCCGGCGCAGAGCGUCCUACCGCGCCAAAAGAGGUGAAAGGUCGAGCUCGGGGGUGUGCACCGGCAACUGCACAUCAUCAUCUUCUUCCUCCUCGCACGCCACCCACAGACAACCGGAGCCUUCCACGCCUCCUGGAAGCGCCCGCCUUCGCCCGGCACCUCUCAAACGGAGCGUUCUCUCCGAUCCGUUGUCACCCAGAGAGGAGUCUGGACAGCACCAGUCUCCGGGCCGGGACAAGAACAAAAGCCAGAUGGUCAUGGCGACCGCCAUUGAAAUCUGUGUGUGACCACACUUGAUGGCUUUUCACAGGGAAAGCAAGGUGUGAAGGGACUCCUGGUAAUGAAAUCUGUGUGGGACCAUACUUGAUGGCCUUCCACAGUAAUGGCAAGGUGUGAAGGGACUCCUGGUAAUAAAGAGAAGCUCCGGAUCAGUCAUCAUCAAGCAGGUUGGACCUGGACCGUCUAUUUUAGGGCCAUGGCCAAAGACGGAUGAAGAUCUUCGGCAGACUUGGCAGCACAUUCCUGACAAGCGUUUUAGCAGUCGACACAACAUGGUGGUGCUAAGAUCACAUGAUACAUUACCACGACUCCUCCUCACAGGGGUGUCCAAAGUGCGGCCCGGGGUCCAAUUUUUCUUUUUCUAUUGCCACUGGACAGAUUGUAAAAUUAAAAAAUUAAUUCAUUGCAUAUGCUCUUAGUAGUGCUGUUACAAGAUUAUUAUUUUUUUUUAAAUUUACAGUUUGGAUUAAUGAUGAUUAAUCACAUGUUUUACCCGCAGGCAUAAUUUCAAUGAACUUACAAAUGCAUAUUCAUUUAAAAAAAGACCACAACAUUUAGACACAAAUGUAUUGUUUCAAAAGAUAAUGGUAUUAUUCCUCUUCUAUACAUACAUGGGUAAUGGAGGUAGGAAUAUUUCAGAAGCUCAAGAUUAGAUCGGAUUUCCGUUCUUGGGGUGAUGAUUCGGUUCAGAAUCGAGUCUCAAUUCAACACUUCGACUUACACAAUUUUUAUUGAUCCACAAUGGAAAUUGUUCCACACAGUAGCUCGGUUACAAAGUAUGGAAAGGGUAAGGAUGGAAAGAACAAUGCAGGUAUAAAGUAGACUAAAGAUGUACCAUAGUAACAUACCGCAUUUCCUUGAAUUGCCGCCGGGGCGCUAAUUAAUUUAAAACCUCCUCUCACCCCUGUGCUUACCAAAGGCAUGCGGUAAAGGUAAGCAUGCGCUAAUUAUUUUAAAACCUCUUCUCACUCCGGCACUUACCAAAGGUAUGCAGUAAAAAUUUGAGUGUGAUGUAAGCUUAGACCUUAAAUCCUACUUAAUAGCUCUUAAUCUUCUUCCCUUUAUGCAAUUUCAAAUUACCGGUAUUGAAAUCAGCCUCCUCCAUUUUGAAAAUGAUGACAGGGGAAGUGUCACUCGUGAUGUCACGAUUUUGACCAGGCGGUAAUACUAAGCAUGCGCUAAUUAUUUUGACCCGGCAGUAAUUCAAGGAAGGCGCAUACUAUAUGCCCUGCGGCAAUUCAAGGAAAUACGGUAUAUGUAAUACAUACAUAUUAUAUAUACAGUAUAUAAUAUAUACUAAUAAAUUAUAUCAUAUUUGUAUUUAAUAUAUACAAUAUAUAACAAAUCUCAAUUACCAUGUACAAUAUUACAGUAUACCUAUCAGCUGCAGCAAAAAAACUAAGACAAAACACAAUUCUUGAUUCCAACAUAUUCUCACAAUGUAUUAUUUGGCAUAGUAAUUAUGAUAAAAAACUUUUCAAACGAGGUUACAGGUUACAGAACUUCCUUUUGGUUGCUGACGUACAAGCACAGCGUAUAAGUAUUUUUUUAAAUUUAUUUAAAAAACAAAAAAUUACAUCAAUAUUUGAAAAUUUAGAAUCGAUUUGGAAUCAGAAUAAAUAAGGGUAACACUUUAGUAUGGGGAACAUAUUCUAAGUAACAAAUACUUAAUUUAGAGUUAUUUGGACAUUAGGGGAACAUAUUCUAACGAACAAAGACUUAAUUUAGAGUUAUUUGGUUAGGGUUCGGGUUGAGGUUAGGGUUAGGGUUAGAGGGUAACACUUUCGUAUGGGGAACAUAUUCACCAUUAAUUAGUGGCUUAUUAACAUACAAAUUAGGAACAUAUUGGCUCUUAAUUAGUCAUUAUUAAGUACUUAUCAAUGUUCCCCAUACUAAAGUGUUAUCUAAAUAAUAUUAUUUUAUAGCAUCCCCAAUGAUUAAUGCAAUAUAAACACAUGAUUUGCCUGCUCAGUGGCCUUGUGGUUAGAGUGUCCGCCCUGAGAUCGGUAGGUCGGGAGUUCAAACCCCGGCCGAGUCAUACCAAAGACUAGAAAAAAUGGAACCCAUUACCUCCCUUGCUUGGCGCUCAGCAUCUAGGGUUGGAAUUUUGGGUUAAAUCAUCAAAAUGAUUCCUGUGUGUGGCCACCGCCGCUGCUCACUGCUCCCCUCAUCUCCCAGGGGGUGGAACAAGGGGAUGGGUCCAAUGCAAAGAGUAAUUUCACCACACCUAGUGUGUGUGUGACUGUCAGCGGUUCUUUGAUUGAAGUUUUUUUUAUUUCUGACAGCCCAAGUUAUUACGUAUUAGAGUAAUUCUCUUUGUCACCUAUAACACAAAGCUAACGUGGAUGUUUUGUCCAGCUUGGUUAGAUAGUACACCAGUUUUCUUUGAGCAUCUUUAAUGUACACAAUCCAUCAAUGUGGGUCCCCCCCAGCCGUUCAGCCAAUUGACGGGACCUGGCUGGACAAAAUUUUGGACACCCCUGAUCAAAGACAUCCAGCACGUUCCCAACAAAAAAAGUAGCAGAUCGUAAGGGAGAUGUUGUCAUGUAGACUAAAAGACUCACCUCAGGACCCUCCAGUGGAUCACUUCCUGUUUUGUUAGAAUCCAUUCCAGUAAAUCUAUUGUGUUGGACUGCUGGGACUGUACAUUGUUACAGCACAAUGUACAAUGUUCUACUUGUGAGUGUGUGCGUUUCCAACACUGAAAAAGCACAAGAUGUUUCUAAAGGGUACUCAAUAUUGUAGAUAGAUUUGGUAUUUAAAAAAAAAAAAAAAAGUGCUCUAUACUAUCAGGUAGUUCAACGAUGUAGCUGUAUCUCUUUUGCUAAAAUCAGGGGUUUAGGUCACUUGUCAGGUCACUGCAUUGUAUGUAGCAACUCAACAUGACAUGGCAGAAUGUACAGUAUAGAGAAUAUUAUUACAGCCUACGAUGAUGUUUCAGCUGCUCCGUUUCUUCUACUUUGCUCUGUUUAGCUGAAUUAGUGGUCAUGACGUGGCCAAAUUGGUUGGUUGACAGUCAGAAUGAAUCACUGUAGUAUUUAAUGUUGGCGAUUAUGUUGUAAAAGGUUCAGUGGUGCACUUUGUUACAAUUUCUGGCACCACUGAUCGGUACAGUUGAGGAGGCUUUUUAACUAAACAAUUUUUACCCUUUAAACGUGUACCGUAAAUGGAAAGCUGUGGUAUAUAUUCUCAUCAGCUAGUUAACUAGUUGUUAGUCUUGAUGCUAGCAAUAAAUUCCAGUUGUUUGUCACAGUCUCUUUGGGGUUGGUUCUCACAUUAAUCACGUGGCCUAAAUAUGUUUUUCCUGUUCAUGUUCCUGGCUUGUUUUGUGUCUUUCUGCGCUGUAGAGCACACCAGUAUUUAAACCGCAAAUUUUAGACAAAAUAAAUAUUGACAUAUAUUAGCCGCACCGGACUACAAACAUAUAUACUGGUACAAAUUUAUUUUGUAAAUGUUUAUGAAUUAGUUUAAAAUGGGCUUCACGGUGGCAGAGGGGUUAGUGCGUCUGCCUCACAAUACGAAGGUCCUGCAGUCCUGGGUUCAAAUCCAGGCUCUGGAUCUUUCUGUGUGGAGUUUGCAUGUUCUCCCCGUGAAUGCGUGGGUUCCCUCCGGGUACUCCGGCUUCCUCCCACUUCCAAAGACAUGCACCUGGGGAUAGGUUGAUUGGCAACACUAAAUUGGCCCUAGUGUGUGAAUGUGAGUGUGAAUGUUGUCUGUCUAUCUGUGUUGGCCCUGCGAUGAGGUGGCGACUUGUCCAGGGUGUACCCCGCCUUCCGCCCGAUUGUAGCUGAGAUAGGCGCCAGCGCCCCCCGCGACCCCGAAAGGGAAUAAGCGGUAGAAAAUGAAUGGAUGGAUGGAUAGUUUAAAAUGGCGCCUGUCAGUAGGCAGUAAAACAGCUCAUCAGACAAAAGAGAAGUCAUCGUCAGGGACCCACUAGCUGCGUAGGGUAGCUCUCCAAUCAGCUAAACAGACUCAAUAACUCCACGGUGACGUUUUGGUGAAUUUAUGUAACUAAAACUAUCCAAAAAGAAUGACAUUGUAAUUUGAUAAUACUAACAAUAAUGAAUGAAGAAUCCUUUCAAGCAAAGACUCUAUGAAUGAAUACUCCUCUUAUUACUUCGGCAUAGUUUGGUUGGUAGAGCGGCCGUGCCAGCAACUUGAGGGUUGCAGGUUCAAUUCCCGCUUCCGCCAUCCUAGUCACUGCCGUUGUGUCCUUGGGAAAUACACUUUACCCACCUGCUCCCAGUGCCACCCACAUUGGUUUAAAUGUAACUUGGAUAUUGGGUUUCACUAUGUAAAGCGCUUUGAGUCACUACAGAAAAGCGCUAUAUAAAUGUAAUUCACUUCACUUCACUUCACUUCUUAAGGUUUCCUAUUAUGUAAAACCAACUUCUCUUCAAUCAAUCAAUCAAUCAAAGUUUAUUUAUAUAGCCCUAAAUCACAAGCGUCUCAAAGGGCUGCACAAGCCACAACGACAUCCUCAGAUCCCACAUCAGGGCAAGAAAAAAACUCAACCCUAUGGGAUUCAAUGAGAAACCUCUGAGGAGACACAUUUCAACAUGUUCAAAAAUGAAGUAGGAAGAAGCAGAGCUCGUUUAAUCAUACCCCUUUUGUGCGUUUCACAGCGUUGACUCUCACUUUUGUUCAGUUUGUGAACUGUAGAAAUUGCUAUAAAGAUGGAAAAGGGGUACGAAUGAAUAAGCUUUGAUUAUCCCUACUUUUUUUUUCAACAUGUUUUAAAGAAUAUUGUAACUAUGUACAGUACAAGCCAAAAGUUUGGACACACCUUCUAUUUCAAUUAUAUUAUGCCUAUUUACAUUGUAGAUUGUCACUGAAGGCAUCACAACUAUGAAUGAACGCAUGUGGAGUUAUGUACUAAAAGGGGAACAUCAUCACCAGACCUAUGUAAGCGUCAAUAUAUACCUUGAUGUUGCAGAAAAAAGACCAUAUAUUUUUUUAACCGAUUUCCGAACUCUAGAUGGGUGAAUUUUGGCGAAUUAAACGCCUUUCUAUUAUUUGCUCUCGGAGCGAUGACGUCAAAACGUGACAUCACCUAAGUAGUCAACCGCCAUUUUCUCCACCACAUUACACGCGGCAAGUCAAAUCAGCUCUGUUAUUUUCCGUUUUUUCGACUGUUUUCCGGUACCUUGGAGACAUCAGGCCUCGUCGGUGUGUUGUCGGAGGGUGUAACAACACGAUCAGGGACGGAUUCAAGUUGAUUUACGUGGAGUGUGCAUCGAUUAACACGGCAUGCUAAUCGAUGCUAACAUGCUAUUUAGGCUAGCUGUAUGUACAUAUUGCAUCGUUAUGAGUCAUUUGUAGCUAUAUUUACAUCUAGCCUUUCCCUCCAUUCACAUUUAAUGCCAAACAAACACUUACCAAUCGACAGAUUUAAGUUGCUCCAGUGUCACAAGAUGCGAAAGUCCCGAUCGUUUGGUCUGCACAUUUUACCGGCGAUGCUACGACAGACAUGGCACAGAGAAACGUGUGGAUAUCCUGCGACACUCAAAGCAGAUGCGUUUCCAACGAUAAAGUCAAAGAAAUCACAAAGGUGAGUUUUGUUGGUGUUAUUGACUUAUGUGCUAAUCAGACAUAUUUGGUCGCGGUAUGACUGCCGGCUAAUCGAUGUUAACAUGCUAUUUAGGCUAGCUGUAUGUACAUUUGUAGUUGUAUUUGCAUCCAGCGUUUCCCUCCACCCACAUUAAAUGCCAAACAAACACUUACCAAUCGGCGGAUUUAAGUUGCUCCAGUGUCAAUGCGAAAGUCCCGAUCGUUUGGUCCGCACAUUUUACCGGCGAUACUAAGGCAAACAUGGCCGAAUAGCAUCAAUAGCUAUUCGCUCAAUAGCUUCAGUUUCUUCUUCAAUUUCAUUUUGUCUAUCUGCCUCCAUACUCCAACCAUCCGUUUCAAUACAUGCGUAAUCUGUUGAAUCGCUUAAGCCGCUGAAAUCCGAGUCUGAAUCCGAGCUAUAGUCGCUAUAUCUUGCUGUGGUAUCCGCCAUGUUGUUUGUAUUGGAAUCAAUGGAUGACGUCACAGGAAAAUGGACAGUGGCUUCGCAGAUAGCGAAAAUCAGGCACUUUAAAGCUUUUUUAGGGAUAUUCCGGGACGGGUAAAAUUUUGAAAAUAAUUUCAAAAAAUAAAAUAAUCCACUUGGAACUGAUUUUUAUUGGUUUUAACCCUUCUGAAAUUGUGAUAAUGUUCCCCUUUAACAAAAAAAGGUGAAAUAACUGUUUUAUAUUCUAGUUUCUUCAAAAUAGCCACCCUUUGCUCUGAUUACUUUUUCGCACACUCUUGGCAUUCUCUUGAUGAGCUACAAGAGGUAGUCACCUGAAAUGGUUUUCACUUGACAGGUGAGCUUGGAGCUCAUCGAGAGAAUGCCAAGAGUGUGCACAGCAGUAAUCUGAGCAAAGUGUGGCUAUUUUGAAGACACUAGGAUAUAAAACAUGUUUUCAGUUAUUUCACCUUUUAUGUUAGGUACAUCUGCAAUGAGGUGGCGACUUGUCCAGGGUGUACAACGCUUUCCGCCCGAUUGUAGCUGAGAUAAGCACCCGCGCCCCCCGCGACCCCCAAAGGUAAUAAGCGGUAGAAAAUAGAUGGAUGGAUGUUAAGCACAUAACUCUAUAUAUGUUCAUUCAUAAUUGUGUUGCCUUCAGUGACAAUCUACAAUGUAAAUAAUCAUGAAAAUAAAAUAUUAAAUGAGGUGUGUCCAAACUUUUGGCCUGUACUGUAGGUUUGAAAUAAAUCCAAACCACAGCCAUAACACAAACAAUUGAAGUAAUAGAUUUAGUACCUUUAAAAUAUAAAAAUUGCCAUUAAAAUAAUAUUGUGACAACCAACCCCACAGUGUGUGUGUAAACCAUCCCCGUGAAGGUGUGUCUCUGAUGGAAGUUGAUUCAUCCCUUUGUUACAGAAAAGGGAUAAUCAUUUCAAGAUAACACCUUAUGCUUCAAUUUCAUGCAGGAAUGAAUAUUGAUCGUGAGCAAUUCACUCCACAGUAAAGAAGUGUGACAACCAACCCCGUUCUCCCAUCACAUCUUGGCACCCUGGUAAGAAGACAAGGUGCACUUUUGAUCGGUUGACACUGAAGCCUCACUUUGAGAAUUGGACUAACACUAAAGAUGCAAAUUCUCAAACAGUGUACCAAGUUUUGGCAACCUCCCGUUGGGGCGGCAAACUGGAGGUGAGAGUCACCACUCAAUGCACCUUGCCGACCGAGUAGACAAUUUCACGAACAACACAAGAACAGAUAUUGUUGUCAAAUAAAGCGUACGUUGAGUGUAAUUACUGAAAUAACUGAUUUGUACACAAUUUUGGCACCUAAAGGGCAGGGCUCGACAGACUUGCCUCUGUUAAGUAGUUUGCUUCAACAACCAGAAUGGAGAUGAAAGAAAAAAACUGAAGAUGUCCAAUAAUAUCGCGCUACCGAUAUUGUGCUUUAAAAUAUUAUAUCGGAAAUGAUCGGUAUCGGUUUCAAAAUUAUCGGUAUCAGUUUUAAAAAAUGACUUUUUAAAACGCCGCUGUGUAUACGGACGUAGGGAGAAGAACAGAGCGCCAAUAAACCUUGAAGGCACCACCUCUACGUGCCGGCCAGUCAGAUGAUAUUUAGGGCUUUUCACACACACAAGUGAAUGCAACGCAUACUUGAUCACCAGCCACACAGAUCACACUGAGGGUGGCCGUAUAAACAAUUUGAACAUUGUUACAAAUGUGCGCCACACUGUGAACCCACACUAAACAAGAAUGACAAACACAUUCCGGGAGAACAUCCGCACGUAUCACAACAUAGACACAACAGAACAAAUACCCAGAACCCCUUGCAGCACUAACUCUUCCGGGACGCUACAAUAUACACCUUCCGCUACCACCCCACCUCAACCCCGCCCACCUCAACCUUCUCAUGCUCUCUCAGGGAAAGCAUGUCCCAAAUUCCAAGCUGCUGUUAAGAAGCAUGUUUUAAAAAAUAAUGCACUUUGUGACUUCAAUAAUAAAUAUGGCAGUGCCAGGUUGGCAUUUUUUUUUCCAUAACUUGAGUUGAUUUAUUUUGGAAAACCUUGCUACAUUGUUUAAAAAAUCCUGCGGGGCAUCACACCAAAAUUAGGAAUA
Molecule: messenger RNA, 9961 nt
Organism: Nerophis ophidion (straightnose pipefish)
Lineage: Eukaryota; Metazoa; Chordata; Actinopteri; Syngnathiformes; Syngnathidae
Gene: sbk1
Product: SH3 domain binding kinase 1
Exons: 4
Coding region: 556-1866 (436 amino acids)
Biological process (GO): peptidyl-serine phosphorylation; peptidyl-threonine phosphorylation
Molecular function (GO): protein serine/threonine kinase activity; ATP binding
Source: RefSeq, a predicted model, not a curated record